AUGGUUCCUGACCGUUCCUGUGGCAGGUAUACGGGCAGGUAUACGGGCUGGUAUAAGGUUCUUGGGGGCGGAGAAGAAAAAAGAGAGCAACAAGAACCGGCUGUCACUGCCAGGACGGGAAUUUCCGAUGCUUGCGCCUUAGACUUAGAACGCUUUGGAACCGUUUUAGUUCCUGCUUCUCCUCCUUCCCCCUGGGUCCCCAGUCCCCCAAUGAUCCCGGAUGCAGGCAGCAUACAGGCAGGAGGGAGGAUAAUCCCCAGUUCCCCAAUAAUCCCCCAAGGCCCAAGGGAUGGCGAGGUUCCACUCCCGCCAAUUGGCCCAACCGGGCGUGCAACCCGGCCAGGGUUUGAGGAGACGAGGGCAGGGUGUUUGCGUGCCGUUGUCUGGCUAUUGCGCGUACGCACUGGUGGGUUUCCUGCACUUGGUUCUGUAUCUGUCCUAUGUGGAAGAGGCACUCUAACCCUCAUCAUUUAUCGUUUGUCGGGUGCCGCGGCUGACAUGCUCUUCCUGGCCGCGAGGAGAACACGGGGGCUGGCUGCUGGGGGUGGGGAUAGCUUCAUGAAUGCUGAGAUGAGACGAGCACAACCAGCGACGGCGACCCGCUCUCCGGCUAAGGUUAGCGGGGUAGCACAGUUAGCCCGUGGAUUAGCACCGAGUCGAUGA
This is a messenger RNA of Histoplasma mississippiense, 663 nucleotides long. RefSeq lists its product with no specific name. Lineage: Eukaryota; Fungi; Ascomycota; Eurotiomycetes; Onygenales; Ajellomycetaceae. The coding region runs from base 1 to 663 and encodes 220 amino acids. The transcript has 4 exons. The record is from RefSeq and is a predicted model, not a curated record.